GCAAAACGCGUCUCUUGCUAGAUUGAAGGCUUUUUUACGGUCCUUUUUCUGCACUAAACUCUUUGUGCAGCUAGGUCCUGUUACGAGAGAAUGGCUAAGCCCCUCCCAACACCAAGGGGAGGAGAAUGUUUGAUUUUUUCCGGGUGUUCUUACAUUUCACUGAAUAAUAUCGAACAGCAGCAGACUUAACCUGACAGUUCUCUGUCUGAAACCAAAAGGGUAGAUGAUCAGACUUAAAUAUAGGAUCUGGUGAUUGCUAGAAUUACUACACACAUCGCUGUGAUCAUUUUUGGAGGAUUCCAUUGGAAAGAAAACAAUGCCUGGGAUCUUAAGUAGAAAUUCUGAUUUGGAGUUUGACUCCCUACAACCUUGCUUCUAUCCCGAUGAAGAUGAUGAUUUUUAUUUCUGCUGUCCUGACUCCGCUCCACCUGGGGAGGACAUCUGGAAAAAAUUCCAGUUGCUGCCGACGCCUCCUCUCUCUCCUAGCCGGGCGGGAUUGCAAGGGGACCUGGCUUCAGGGUCCACCGAUGGUUCAGGAGACCCUUUGAACUGGGCUUCAGAACUCCUUUUGCUCCCCGAAGAUGACCUUUGGGGGACAUCAGAAGGUGAUCUCUUUGGAUCUGGACUGGAAAGCAAUCUGAACUCAAUUAUUAUCCAAGACUGUAUGUGGAGCGGGUUUUCUGCCCGUGAAAAGCUAGAGAGGGUGGUGAAUGAGAAGCUAGGAAAAGCGAUUUACGCAGUUGACAGUUGCGGUGUGAGUAACAGCAGCGCUGUGAACAAGGAAGCCGAUCUGAACAAUUCGGUAUCCGAAUGCGUGGAUCCGGCUGUGGUGUUUCCAUUUCCAAUCAAUAAAAGCGACAGCACCAGAACCCUACCAGGAAUAAGUACACCUCCUGUAACCAACAACGCUGCUGAUGACACCCCUAGUGACUCUGAUGAUGAUGAGGACGAAGAUGAAGAGGAAGACGAGGAGGAUGAUGAAGAUGAGGAGGAGAUUGAUGUUGUCACAGUCGAGAAGAGACGGUCUUCCGCUAACAGGCCUAUGACCACCCUCACCAUCACUGUCCGACCCAAGAACAGCAUGAACACCAGCAACAGCAUCAGCAGCACAGCCCUGACAAAGCCUCAACAUGAGUUACUCCUCAAACGCUGCGCCCCCAUCCACCAGCAGCACAAUUACGCAGCUCCUUCCCCUUACACAGAGUGUGAGGAGCUGCCUCCUCUGAAAAAAACGAAGAACGAAGUGGCCAGACAAGCCAAGAGCGUGAUGCCCCCAAGGUCCAAAAGCUCAAGUCCCCGUAAUUCUGAUUCGGAGGACAGCGAGCGCAGGCGCAACCACAACAUCCUGGAGAGGCAGCGACGCAACGACCUGAGGUCCAGUUUCCUUACACUAAGGGACCAUGUUCCAGAGCUCGUGAAAAAUGAAAAAGCCGCCAAAGUGGUCAUCUUGAAAAAAGCCACAGAAUAUGUACAUUCCCUUGAAGCAGAUGAACACAGGCUGCAGCUUGAAAAGGACAGACUUCAGGCAAGGCGACUGCAGUUACUUAAAAGGUUAGCACAGGCAAGGACUCGCUAAAUGUCACUUAUCAGGACUCUCACUGCCACUUUUGCACAUUUUUUUUUGACGUUAAGAAUGUUGGGUUUACUUUCAAUCCAGUCACAUUAAAAAUAUGGAUAGAUCACUUGUUUUCACUUCAGGCCUGAAUUCAGACACAGCCGAUUACAGUUGAGCGGAUCAUGUGUCUUUUCUUUGCCUUCAUACUUUCAGAAAGGCUAAGGACAUUUGUGCCAUACUAUGGGCAUACCGAGCGUAAGGUGGCACCUAACUAAGUGUAAAGGGUGUAUGUCUGGGAGUAUCUUAACACUUUUGGAUCAACCAAAAUGUUGUAUGUAAAUACCAUUUACACACUCUGCCUUUUUUUUGUACAUUUUUUUUAAAUGUUAAAGCUGUCAAUAUUAGACUGGAAGUUUAUAUACCUAAAAGUACUGUAAGUCCUCAAUGUUUGAGGAUCAUAAAACUUUGUAUACAAAUCUAUUGUUAAUCUGUUAUGUACCGUACUAAUUCUUACACACCUGUAUACUUUAGUGUGAUGCUGAAACAUAGCUAAAUUUGAUACUUAUAUUUUCAUAUGAAAAUGAGUUGUGACUUUUAAGUAGAUAUUACUUUAUCCCCUUUUUCUUUUGGACUAAAAUAAUUUUCUUUUGUACAGAAAUAUUCUCUAUAAAUGUUUACCUAUCAUUUUCUCUUCCUGUUUAUAUGUUUGUUUCUGUUGGGUGCAUAGAACUGGGUAAAUGGAAAAGUUCUUUGUUUUAUUGUAUAUUUUGUGCUGCAACUUAUAGCACUUUGAAAUACCUCAUGUUUACGAAAAUAAAUAGAAUAUGGAAAACAAAA
Acipenser ruthenus (sterlet) is the source of this 2392-nucleotide messenger RNA. RefSeq names its product N-myc protein-like. Bases 317 to 1576 code for a protein of 419 amino acids. The record is from RefSeq and is a predicted model, not a curated record. The transcript has 3 exons. Gene Ontology annotation, biological process: regulation of transcription by RNA polymerase II. Lineage: Eukaryota; Metazoa; Chordata; Actinopteri; Acipenseriformes; Acipenseridae. Gene Ontology annotation, molecular function: RNA polymerase II cis-regulatory region sequence-specific DNA binding; DNA-binding transcription factor activity, RNA polymerase II-specific; protein dimerization activity.